CAUUGUUUUCCUUAAGUCUCUCAACAAAAAUUAAUAUAAAAAUCAUUGAAAAAAUUAUGCAAGCAUAGCUUUAGCUAUAAAAUUAUUGAAGAGCAAGUAAAAAUCGAACAAAAUAUUGUUACAGAGCACUUUUAUGAAAUUAAAGCACAGAAAUAGUAGAAAAAUAUUUGGACAGAACAGCAGAAAAAGUGCACCACAUUUCAUAUUACUUAUGUGUAUACAAAUGAGGAACAACACGGUUGCCAAGAAGACAAGAACCUCCAUCAUUGAAUAGACAUUUUAUAACAAAAAGUAGAAAAUCGGAUAAUUUUUCUGUGAAUAAGAUUUAAGAAACGUAAAUUUGGAAUAUAGAAACACUCUUUCGUCAACGACCUAACAACGACGACGUGUAAUUCUAUCUACAAAUGAAACUUAUCAAAAAAAUUUGUCACUGUUUCAUAAUAUUAUAAUAAUGACAUAGUUGAAUACUAUCAACGCAAAACUGAUAACCCUGAAUAACAAAAAAAGUGAAGAAUACCUAAUCGAACGGAAAUAGUUUAAAACAUAUGGUUUUCGGGAGAGAAAACAAGAGCAAAAUUAUUUUAAUAAUUAAAGAAAAAAAACUAGUCAUUCAAAUAUCGAUUGUUUUUUGACACAUAAAGAGAGCCAUAUAGUAUAAAAAAAGAAAACAACAAUCGAUUUUUUUUGUUUUCUACACAAACCUAAUAUCUGAGAAGAAAUCUUUUUACUUACAUUACUCGUAAAAUAUAAUACUUGGAAACAAAGUAAUUGCAGCUUAUACUUAAUUCUUGAUUUAUAGAACAUAUAAAGAAAAAAAGAAAUUUUCGAUUCUAAUCAAUUUUUGGCAACUCAACUAUAACCUGACCAUCAUAAUAAUCAUUGUCUGCAUUGCUGUAGUUUGAACUAAUGAAUGAACAACUAAUCAGUGUGAUACCAAUUUAAAAACAAAACCAAAUUUCAUCAUGAACGUUCAUCUUGAAAAGAGUGAUUUGAUAUUAAACAUUAGUCAGAUUGUUAGAAGAGCCUCAUUGAGCUUUAAGCAAUCUCAGAGUAUAAUGUUUCUUUAAAAGAACGUAUUUAUUAGAAGAAGAAGAUAAUAAAGAUACCUGACAAAAAUUGUUGUAGUUAAAUCUAUAUUACCUAUUCAACAAGAGCCUCACAAAGUUGAAGAUAAGAAGAUCAAAAGAACAUUUACUGAUAUCAUAUUAAAAAAAGACUUUGAAAAUUAUAAUUUUCAUAAUCGGCUGCAACAUUAUACAAUUGUAUGCAGCUCUUAUUCAAAUAUAAAAGUGCUUGUGAAACGUAAUGAUUUCUGGAAACAAAUUCAGAUUGCUCAUAAACAAAAUUUUCAAUAUUCGUUCGUCGUCGUUUGCCUCAGAAUCGUCGAGUACCGUCACAUCAAUCUCCUUACCAAGUAUCUGUUAUUUACGGGAUAUAGUUGACAAAAAUUCGAAUCAACGACAUCAUUAUCUUACAUCGACCAAAUCAAUUUAUGGUAGUUCGUGUGUUGACUAUCCUGAAGCUACUGCAUCGCGCUUCUUGGGAGGUUUUAAUACAAUACCAGUCUUCAAUUUGCACACCAAUAUAAUAAUGUUAGUAGAAAUGCUCGCAACUGGACUUCCGUUCGUUGGUUGGAGAGUGAAGCCAGAUCCUGGCGACUGACACUCGAUACAGCAACGUUUCAUGUCAUUUAUUAAAUCGAUUGUGUGACAAGAUAACACAAGGCUUCUUCGAGGAUAUGACUGAUUCUAAGCCAUCUUUGAGUUAUUUCUGAUCCCGUUCAAAAGGACACGAAAUACUAAAGUCCUAUAAACUUAAACCGUUUUUUUUCAUAUACAUAAAAAUAUAUAAUUACUUAAACUAUACUUAAAGACAAUAUCAAUCAUUUAAAAGUGUGAUAUAAAAUUUAAUAUUAUGAUAAUGUACAUAAAUAAGAGAUAAAAAUACGUAAUGACUUAAUGAAUUGCAAAACAAAAAAAAAAAAAACUUUAAUAGAAGUGCAGCAAAAUAAAUAAAUAUUUAAUGAUAACAAAUAGUAGGCAACAAAUAUACUUAAUUUUGAAUAAUUAUUUAAUAAUAAUAAAUAUAAGUGAAACAAGAAGUGAUAUAAAUUAGAUCACAAAACAAUUUCUUGAACACUCACAAAUUCCAAUCAAGAGUGUUUAUUUGUGUAAAAUAAAUAAAAAAAUAUCGUGACAAAAUGAAUAUUAAUCGUAAGAAUUACUCUCGGUUUUCAUUGCGUUUCCAACGAAAAGACAGUGACAGUACGAACAACUUCUAUAGUGUCAAUAACGGCAACAGCCAUCGCGUUUCUGAGAAAAAUCAACAGAAUGAGGAGCAGCAACAUCAAAACCGCGUCUUAUUGACACAACGUUCUUAUGAAAGAUGUCGCGAAAUAGCCGCUCAUCCUGAGCAAUUUACAAAAUUGCUUGGAAAAGACCAACUUCGUGCAUCAUGUUCUGCAAAAUUACAAUGCAGCCAAGACGAUGAAAUUUAUAUCACUGGAUACAAACAUUGUCGCUGGAGAGCGUUUCUCUGUUACACAUCUUUUGUAUUAACUCUCGGAUUGUUACGUUUGGUAAUGCAUUGGUGGUCACAUUGGCAUUUAAUUGCUACACAUACCAAAUGUCCUCUUGAUUGUGCAGAAAUGAUGCUCAUUACAGAACAUUAUCAAGGAAAGCAUACAAUUUAUCAUGUAAAAAAGGUGUUUGAGUUGAAUGCAAACACUAUAGCGAAAAUGAAAGAUGAAGGGAAAUUCGAUGAUCCAUAUGAAGAUAUUGAUGAAAAAGGAUUUCAAUUAGCUGUGCAUCUUAAUAGGGGGAUCUUUAAGUACACUGACAGCGUUCGUUAUUUCAUUUGCAAGAAACUACGAUACAUUUGGGAUCCACAAAUGGGCACUUUUCUUCCUUUACGCGGUUUAGACAUGAAUGUUCCAAGCACUACGUUACAUCAUCAAAAGGGGUUGUCUGAACAAGAGCAAUAUGCAAGAAGGCUUAUUUACGGCUUUAAUCAGAUCGUUAUUCCGAUGCGUGGAAUUCUGACUUUGUUAUUUUUGGAAGUUUUAAAUCCGUUUUAUGUUUUUCAAGUAUUCUCCGUUUGUUUGUGGUUCUCGUAUGACUAUUAUUACUAUGCCUCCGUCAUUAUACUUAUGUCUGGUUUUGGAAUAACGCUUUCCAUCAUACAAACGAGAAAGAAUCAACAAGCGCUACAUAGUACGGUUGCAAACUCUGACACAGCAUGUGUUCUUCGAGCGAACGGAAAAUCUGAGGUAGUUGAUACGAAAAUCCUUGUUCCCGGUGAUAUUUUGGAGAUUCCGUCGAAUGGAUGUACAAUGCAAUGUGAUGCCGUUCUUCUUUCGGGCAACUGUAUUCUCGAUGAAUCUAUGUUAACGGGAGAAAGUGUUCCGGUAACUAAAACGCCAUUGCCCUGCAAGAAAGAAUUGAUCUUUGACACGAAAGAACACGCACGCCAUACACUUUUCUGCGGAACAAAGGUUAUUCAAACACGUUAUAUUGGCAGUGAAAAGGUACUUGCUGUAGUCAUAAAUACGGGAAAUAUUACUGCAAAAGGAGGUCUCAUCAGAUCUAUUCUUUAUCCGCCGCCUGUCGAUUACAAAUUUGAACAAGAUUCGUACAAAUUUGUUUUUCUGCUUGGAUGCGUGGCAACUUUGGGCUUUUUAUACACUUUGGUGACGAAAAUUAUGAGAGGCUUACCGAGUGGUAAAAUUUUAGUCGAAUCUUUGGAUUUAGUAACUAUUGCAGUUCCUCCUGCACUCCCAGCUGCUAUGACAGUAGGAAGAAUGUACGCACAGCAACGGUUAAAGAAGAAAAACAUUUACUGUAUUAGUCCUCGAUCGAUCAAUGUUUCUGGAAGUGUUGAUUGCGUUUGUUUCGAUAAAACCGGAACUUUAACAGAAGAUGGUUUAGAUAUGUGGGGAGUUGUACCAAAAUCUUGUACGAAUAUGUUCCAAAUUCCUUUGAGACAAAUAGAACGUUUACCAAAUGAUCAUUUGUUAUAUGGAAUGGUUACUUGUCAUUCGAUUACUCUAAUGCAGGGAGAAAUGAAAGGAGAUCCAUUAGAUCUAAAAAUGUUUGAGUCUACGCAAUGGAUUCUUGAAGAGCCAAAUGUUUCUGACGACACGAAAUUCGACUUAGUUUUUCCAACAAUUGUGCGUCCUCCAAAUGCAGUUGAAAUUCAAACAAUUACGGGCGAAUUUGCAUCUCUUGAAAUUGGUAUUGUGCGUGAAUUUUCAUUCACGAGUUCCCUUCAACGUAUGUCUGUGAUAACUCGACGUCUGUGCGAUCAACAUUUUAAUGUAUAUUGCAAGGGUUCUCCUGAGAUGAUCUCUACGUUAUGUCGUCCGGAUACAAUACCUAUUGAUUUUCAUCAAAAACUAAAUAUAUAUGCGCAACAAGGCUACCGUAUAAUUGCCAUCGCAUACAAACCGCUUGCCACAAAAGUCAAUUAUCCAAAGAUACAGCGUAUUUCUCGUGAAAAAAUCGAAUGUGAUUUGGAAUUCCUUGGAUUUGUAAUUUUGGAGAAUCGUCUGAAAGCAGAUACAACAAGUGUCAUAAGUAGUUUAAUGAAAGCCAACAUCCGAACAAUUAUGGUAACAGGAGAUAACAUUUUAACUGCAUUGAGUGUUGCCAAAGACUGUGGGAUGAUUACCAAAGGACAAAAUGUUAUUAUCGUAAAUUCACGCCAAAACAACAUGAAGGCAAAUGGUCACGAAUUGUAUUAUAAUUUAUCAGGACAGGGAAAUGGCGAGAGCAAGAGUCCAACAGAAGCAUUAACUCCUAAUGGAUGCGGGGGAGAUUACGCGCUCAUGAGUAACAGCAAUAGUAUGGCAAGCAUCCAAACAGUAGACACAUUUACGCAAACAACAUCUGUAUCUCUGAAAGAUGUCGAGGCUGGUUUUAAAAUUGACGAACUUGAAGGGCGUAUGGAACAUGACAAAAACAACUACAGAUUUGCAAUGACGGGAAAAACAUGGGCUAUGAUUCGAGAAUACUUCCCGGAUCUUGUUUCGAAAUUUGUUACAAGAGGAACAAUUUUUGCGCGAAUGUCGCCCGAUCAGAAACAACAAUUGGUAAUGGAGCUACAAGAUUUAGGUUACUAUGUUGCUAUGUGUGGUGAUGGAGCAAAUGAUUGUGGAGCAUUAAAAGCUGCGCACACGGGAAUUUCUUUGUCAGAUGCUGAAAGCUCUGUAGCAUCUCCUUUUACUUCAAGAAAUCCCACAAUAGCAUGCGUUCCGAGUAUCGUGAAAGAAGGUAGAGCUGCUUUAGUCACGUCAUUUGGCAUUUUCAAAUACAUGGCAGCAUAUAGCUUGGUUCAGUUUGCAUCCGUUAUCAUUUUAUAUUCGAUCGACUCGAAUUUGACAGAUUGGGAAUACUUGUACAUUGAUUUAUUCAUGAUAUCUAUUUUCGCCUUUUUCUUUGGCAAAACAGAAUCGUAUGAUGGUCCUUUAACUAAACAGGCGCCACUUAAUUCUCUUAUUGCUAUGAGCCCCAUCGCAUCAUUAGCUUUGCACUUGAUAGUAGCAAUUAGCUUUCAAAUUAUCGGAUGGUAUCAUGUUAAAGCUCAACCAUGGUUCGAGCCCUUCGUAUUUACGGAAGAUAAAGAAGAGAAAAAUCAACUUGGUUGUCACGAGAAUUAUACAAUUUUUGUCAUAUCCUGUUUUCAAUACAUCAUUUUAGCAUUCGUUUUCAGUAAAGGAGCGCCGUACAGAAAAUCUGUCAUAUCUAACUAUGGUUUUCUCAUUUCCAUUCUCGUAAAUACUACAAUUACAGUUUACAUUGCCCUUUUUCCGUCAGAUUGGCUAGCUGAACAUAUGGGUCUCGUUGUUCCUCCAGACAUGAAUUUUCGCCUCACAUUGAUCGGAUACGGAAUUGUCAGCUUUAUCAUUGCCUUAAUCAUUGAAAUGCUUAUAAUUGAGUAUUUCCUAUCCAAUAAAUUACGAUACAAAUUUCACAACAUUCACAAGUCACAUAAAAAAUUCCUUGCUAUUGAAAACGAUUUACGACGUAAUCCGAAUUGGCCUCCAAUUUCAAGUCUUACAUCCGAGAUAUUACCAAACAUCGACGAUAAAUCGUCGCCUAUGUCGUUUGCAGAGUUGUCUGUUGUUGAAAACACUGAUGUUGAUGCAACAACGCUCGAACAAAGUAGCAUUUUGAAUAGCUUUUUCGAACAAUACGAAGAACUCGACGAUGUUAUGGUUGAUCAUCCGAGUAGCGAGAGCAAAUCUAGUCCAGAACCAAAAUCACCAUCGAUAUCUUCCGUACUUGGAUUGGAACAAGCUUUGCCGGGAAUGGUUCGUGCAAGACAAGAUAGCGGAAUCGAAUUGGGUAUAGGUAAUAAUGCCAAUGGCAUAAAGUCUCCUGUUAAGGGUUUGAAUUCGUCACAGAAUGAUGCACAAGUGUUAUUAAAUGGACACGACGAUGCGAAUAACAGAGACGAACUAGAGAUGCUUAAUAUAAAUAGUAGUCAAUGUGAAACUAGUUAUUAUACUAAAGAAAAAAAUUCAAAAGAGGAAAGCUGAGUGUUAAUGAAAUGUAGAUUAUUUGAAUUAAACUUGUUAGAAUUUUUUCGGAAAACACUUGAAAUCUUAUUUGUUAGUAAAAAUGUAAACAUAAUUGAAACAAAGUUCACCAUAAUAAUUGUGUUAAAUAUAUUUACCUAAUAGUAAAUGUCUUUUAAAGUAUGUCAUUUUUGUAUCUUUCAAACUCUUUGAAUGUAGCUUAUCUUACUUCAAUAUUUUAAUGAACAGUAAAAAUUAUUGAAAUUGUUAAAUAAAUUAAAUAAUAAGAAAAUUGAUCGUUCACACAAUUAUUAGAAAGAACACUUCUAAAGUGAAACUACUUGUUUUUUGUUUUAAAAUUUGCU
Molecule: messenger RNA, 6882 nt
Organism: Culicoides brevitarsis
Lineage: Eukaryota; Metazoa; Arthropoda; Insecta; Diptera; Ceratopogonidae
Gene: anne
Product: polyamine-transporting ATPase 13A3
Exons: 7
Coding region: 2201-6538 (1445 amino acids)
Biological process (GO): polyamine transmembrane transport; intracellular calcium ion homeostasis
Cellular component (GO): membrane
Molecular function (GO): ATP hydrolysis activity; ATPase-coupled monoatomic cation transmembrane transporter activity; ATP binding
Source: RefSeq, a predicted model, not a curated record